AUGGCUCCAACCAGCUUAUCCCACCGGCAAACCCACAAUUUGCUGUUGAUUUCCAAGCUCCUCGGCCACCGCGAUACCGCGUCACCCCUCACGUUGCUCAUUGAUUCUUUGGAGCAGCCUGCAACUCCAUUGAUCAAGGAGUAUAUUCGACGUGCAAAGAUCUCCAAAGUCCAUGUUACACUCAUCGCCUUCGAGACCCUCAAACCAUUAGAUGGAGUUGAUUCAUUCAUCUAUGCUCGGAGAAAGAACCCGUCGGAGAUCGCGAAAGAAGUUGCUACGGCUCAGCAGAAGACACCUACCCGACGCCUCAUCCUGAUCGACUCGAUCAAUCCUCUCCUCCGCGCCCAACGAGCCAAUGCGCACUUUCACCUCCCAACGUUCCUCAGCUCCUUCUUGAUUCCGUCGAGUCCCUCAGCGCCCAAGAGUGAUACAUCACUCGUCGUGAACUUCCACAACGAUGUCCCAAACCCUCCGGCCCAGUCACCAUACCAACCCUCGCCAUUGUCCACCUUGAGCUUUCUCGCGACAACCGUCAUCACGCUACACUCUUUCUCCCACAUUUUAGCCCAAAAAGCGGCUCGCGAUCGCAGUCUGGCGGCGCCUGUUUUCGGACUCGCCGAGGAACAAGACGGUGUCCUCUUGGGCCGACUGGAUAAGCCGAUCGGCAACGAGUCCACGCAAGGGAUCGUCCUGGAGAUGGAACACCGCCGAAGAAGUGGGCGUGGCGUUCUGGAAUGGUACAUUUUGCCUCCCGCUUCGAGCUACCCGCCCAAUCAGCUUAAGGAAAUUGUGACAUUGCUCGACGACCACCCCCUGUAUCGACCUCCGGUGGACUCUGGCGCCCAGGAAGGCGAGGAGGAACCGCAAUCCACUUUUGAAUUAGGUCUGACCGACCGGCAACGAAAGGACAGAGAAGGCGUGGUCCUGCCAUACUUUGAUGCCCAGCAGGGCGAUGGCCCUGGCGAAGGGGGCCGCAUCUUAUACGACAUGGGCGAGGAAGACGAUUUCGACGAAGAGGAAGAUGAGAUAUAGCGUGCCCCUCUUCCUGUCCCUUUGGCGCAGUGUAUGCGUGGUUUACCUAGCUCUACGGAACAUCGUCUGCCUUCGCCAAAGAAAAGCUUCCAUUGCCUGACAAGCCUGCUCGUCAUUCCUCUCAACGAUCCUACUGGCUUGAGUGACUGACUAGAGGGCAGUGUCCUGCAGCCACCCUUGAAUAUUAUGUAUGUACACGGGUGUCCCUAUGACCAGAUACCCACGAAAGACAUGACCACCUGCGUGUGGCUAGAAGAAACGCAACCAGAGGAACAGAAUAAUAAAGAACCCAACGCCCGCAAAGGGCCCAUACUACACCAAGUCAGAACAGCAUUCUAGGCAGGAUAGCUGUGGGCGAUUGAAACUCACCUGCUUCAACAACAACUCCCAGUUGAUGCGGACCGCCGCUUUCCUAUACUUUUGACUGUCCUCGCGCAGACGCCCUGAUAACUCGC
Molecule: messenger RNA, 1487 nt
Organism: Aspergillus campestris IBT 28561
Lineage: Eukaryota; Fungi; Ascomycota; Eurotiomycetes; Eurotiales; Aspergillaceae
Product: Elongator subunit IKI1
Exons: 3
Coding region: 1-1032 (343 amino acids)
Biological process (GO): tRNA wobble uridine modification
Cellular component (GO): cytosol; nucleus; elongator holoenzyme complex
Molecular function (GO): tRNA binding
Source: RefSeq, a predicted model, not a curated record